Onychostruthus taczanowskii (white-rumped snowfinch) is the source of this 744-nucleotide messenger RNA. RefSeq names its product outer dense fiber of sperm tails 3B (gene CIMAP1B). The transcript has 6 exons. Gene Ontology annotation, cellular component: cytoskeleton. Lineage: Eukaryota; Metazoa; Chordata; Aves; Passeriformes; Passeridae. The record is from RefSeq and is a predicted model, not a curated record. Bases 1 to 744 code for a protein of 247 amino acids.
AUGUCAAACGACUUGUGGGUGGGCCCCCGGAGACCCCACCGGCUCCGGGGGCCCACCUCGGCCGCGUACCCCAGCCCCGGGCCCAAGUACAGGAUCGCCGGCAGCACCGGCAAAGACCAGCGCGACCCCUCCGGACGCCGCGCCCCCGCCUACAGCUUCGGGAUGAAGCUGGGGGGCCCCGAGGAGCCGCGCUCCCCCGGCCCCCAGUACCUGGUGCCGGCCGGCUUCACCGCCCGGGGCCGGGAACGCGGCCCCGCCUUCACCAUGGGCGGCCGCCCCCGGGAGCGGCGGGCCAGCAACACACCUGGGCCAGCGUAUUAUUCCCCGGAGCAGGCCAACAGGGUGACCCUGCCCUCGGCCCCCGCCUGCUCCCUGAGGUCCCGCGGCCGCCCGGACAAACCCCAGCAGACGCCAGGCCCUGCCACCUACCAGCUGCCACCCGUGGUGGGCCCCCGCCUAGUGAACAAGACAUCGACCCCCCAGUAUAUCAUGACAGGGCGAGGCCCCAGCAUCUUCGAUGACAAUAAACAGACCCCAGGACCCAACAAAUACGGCACCGUGGACACCAACUUGUACAUGGCACGGGCCCCCCGCUGCACCAUAGUGGGGCGGACCCGCCUGUGCCUGACCUCCAACACACCCAGCCCCAGCGACUACUACCCCAAGCCGGACCAGAAAAAAGGACAGACCUUUGGUGUGCGCCACUCGGAAAGCGUGGUCCCCAUGAUGGACUUGCACCUGUAG